AAAGUAAAGACCCAUAAUGCAUCGCGACAUAUUUCGACUUUUGACCUACGUUUUGGCGGCAACUCCUAGUAACUUUCGGACCACAUAAUUUUGCUCAUCCUCUUUUUCCCUACAUCCACCCAUCCCCGUAAAAGUGCAAUGGAUGACAGUGACAGUGACUCAGUGGCCGACAGUCAGACCACGGACAUCAGCAACUCAAUGAAUGACAGUGACAUUGAGUCAGUAGAUGACAGUCAUUCCAUAUUGGACAAAACAGUGGACAACAGUGAGACAGUUGACAACACUAACGAGUGUGAUGACACUGACUGUUAUCCAGUCUCCUUCCUCCAGCGGUUACAGGGGUUCAGGUUGGAGGGUCACCUGGUAGACGUGAUACUGUGUGCAGAAGGCAAGGAGAUCCCGUGUCACAGACUGGUCCUGUCUGCCUGCUCCGACUACUUCCACGCCAUGUUCGGCAGAGCCCACAGCGAGAGUAAGAAGGACAAGAUAGAGAUAGGAGGGGUGAGUGCAGAGUCACUACAACAGCUGGUGGACUAUGCUUACACAUCCAAGAUCACUGUCACCAUGGAUAAUGUCCAGCCGCUGUAUGAAGCUGCUAACAUGCUGCAGGUAAAGGGUGUUGAGGACAAAUGUGAAAAGUUUCUGACAGACAAGUUGAGCCAUGAGACAUGUUUGGUAACUUGGGCAUUGGCAGACAAGGUGUCGUGUGAACCCUUGUUGGAGAGGGCAAAGCUCUACACUCUUAAACACUUCGAAGACGUGUGCAUGAAGGAGGAGUUCCUUGAGCUACCUGUGGACUUUCUGAAGUCUUGCAUCUCAGAUGAUGGUCUUCAUGCUAAGAAUGAAGAACGAGUGUUGGAGGUGGUCUUGCGUUGGGUAAGACAUGAUCUCAAGGAACGUCAGAGUCACCUCAAGGAGCUGUUGGAGUGUGUUCGUUUCUCACAGGUGGACCAAGAAUUUCUCAAGGGCAUUAUGGAGACAGACAAGGUGCUAGCAGGGAUUUCUGGGAUUAAGGAACUGAUGCAGGAUCAAUCUAGAUAUGCUAGACCUCGUCAUAUCCAAGGGGAAAUUCUUGUUUUUGGUGGUCGAACAUGUGCAUAUACACAAGGAGAUGAAGGAAAUAAUUAUAACAUGUACAAACUUACCCUCAACUGUGAUUGUGUUGACAGUUCUCCAUUUCCCCCAUAUUUUUUCCAUAUAAAUGCAGCUUGUGUUGUUAACAGUGACGUGUUCAUAACAGGGGGGGCAUAUGCCAAAUGCUAUGCAUAUCGGUACAAACCAUCUGUUGGUUCGUGGAGUAAGCUGGGACCCCUUGUUAAUGAAGAGAGACUUUUUAAUAGUAUGGUAGCUUUGCAGGGACAGGCGUAUAUUGUUGGUGGUAUUGGCAUGCCCAAUUGGAGAGCAGUAUAUGAUGUUGAGGUUUACAGUGAAUCGACUGAUAUGUGGAGUCUGGUAGCUCCAUUAUUGAAUAAGGGAGUAAAGGAUUUUGGCUUGGCGAGCUGUUGUGACAAAAUCUUUGUAUUUGGUGGAAAAACAGGAAAGUGCACUCUUUCAGACCAAAGUCACAACACAGAUGCUGUUCAAUGCUAUGACCCUACUCAAAAUGUGUGGACUUAUACUGCACCAUUACCAAAUCCAAUGGAGGAAAUUACAGCAUGUACAGUUAACUCUAAGAUCUACUUGGUUGGAGGAAAGUUAGCCCAUGUGCUGUGUUAUGAUCCUCAGCAAGACUGCUAUGAGAAAAUGACCAAUCCACUGGCCUCUUGGUUUCGUUGUAGUGCCACUACUUGUGGAUCCGAUAUCUACAUUAUUGGUGGCUGUGACCAUAAUUAUACUGCACCAUUACCAAAUCCAAUGGAGGAAAUUACAGCAUGUACAGUUAACUCUAAGAUCUACUUGGUUGGAGGAAAGUUAGCCCAUGUGCUGUGUUAUGAUCCUCAGCAAGACUGCUAUGAGAAAAUGACCAAUCCACUGGCCUCUUGGUUUCGUUGUAGUGCCACUACUUGUGGAUCCGAUAUCUACAUUAUUGGUGGCUGUGACCAUAAUGAUGAUGAUGAUGAUAAGGUUCCCCAUGCUACAGUUCAGCGUUACAAUGUGAGGAGUAAUACCAUGGUCUUACUGAAGGACUUCCCAGUUACAAUCUUUCAGCACAUCAGUGUAAUAGUACCCAAAGCAUAA
Messenger RNA from Branchiostoma floridae (Florida lancelet), 2178 nucleotides. RefSeq names its product kelch-like protein 24. The record is from RefSeq and is a predicted model, not a curated record. Lineage: Eukaryota; Metazoa; Chordata; Leptocardii; Amphioxiformes; Branchiostomatidae. Bases 139 to 2178 code for a protein of 679 amino acids. The transcript is spliced from 2 exons. Gene Ontology annotation, molecular function: protein binding.